Molecule: messenger RNA, 1141 nt
Organism: Drosophila ficusphila
Lineage: Eukaryota; Metazoa; Arthropoda; Insecta; Diptera; Drosophilidae
Gene: Sirt4
Product: NAD-dependent protein deacylase Sirt4
Exons: 2
Coding region: 89-1027 (312 amino acids)
Molecular function (GO): NAD+ binding; NAD-dependent protein lysine deacetylase activity
Source: RefSeq, a predicted model, not a curated record
CUUGGUAUAUCGAUAGUAUCGAUAAUCGGUCCAGCUUUAGUAACGUAACCAGUGAAAUAAAUAAAACUAAAUAUAAAAUAUUUUAUAAAUGCGUGUGGGCCAGUUGCUCAGGUUCCGAUGGACCGCUUUCAGAAGCUCCACAGCUAGACAGGAGUACGUGCCCCACCAUAAGCCCGCCGUGGAGGAUGACAUUCGGCGUCUGGAGGACUUCCUAAUGUCCAAACCAAAUGUUUUGGUUUUGACGGGCGCAGGGAUCUCAACGGAAUCGGGAAUCCCCGAUUAUCGCUCGGAGGGCGUGGGACUCUAUGCUCGAUCGAACCACAAGCCCGUUCAGCACAUGGAGUUCGUCAAGUCGUCGGCUGUGCGCAAGCGGUACUGGGCCAGAAACUUUGUGGGCUGGCCCAAGUUUUCCGCCACGCAGCCCAAUGCCACGCACCAUGCACUGGCCAGAUUCGAGCGUGAGGAGCGGAUCCAGGCGGUAGUGACCCAGAAUGUGGAUCGGUUGCACUCAAAGGCGGGUAGCAAGAACGUGGUGGAAGUACACGGCAGUGGCUAUGUGGUAAAGUGUUUGUCCUGCGAGUACCGCAUCGAUCGUCACGAGUUCCAGAGCAUAUUGGCCUCCCUCAAUCCGGCCUUCAAGGAUGCCCCCGACAUGAUACGACCCGAUGGCGAUGUGGAGAUACCCCUGGAAUACAUAGAAAACUUCCGGAUACCAGAGUGCACGCAGUGCGGUGGAGACCUGAAACCGGAGAUAGUCUUCUUUGGGGAUUCUGUUCCUAGGACUCGACUGGAUCAGAUUGCAGGCAUGGUCUACAAUAGCGAUGGCCUGCUCGUCCUGGGCUCCUCGCUCUUGGUCUUUUCCGGCUACCGCGUUGUGCUGCAGACGAAGGACCUCAAGCUCCCGGUGGCCAUAGUCAAUAUAGGCGAUACGCGUGCCGAUCACCUGGCAGAUAUAAAGAUCUCUGCAAAGUGUGGCGAUGUGAUACCCAAACUGUUUGACUUCCGCUCCUUGAAAAGCGACAGCUAAUUUUGACUACUGCUGAUAUUUCUUUCAAUACAUUUGGAUAAGUUUUUGUUUCAAAUGUUGUACAGUCAUCUUUAAUAACAAUAUAGAAUAAAAUAUUAUAUAUUUUAAUUAUAA